Messenger RNA from Phragmites australis (common reed), 1907 nucleotides. RefSeq lists its product as uncharacterized. The transcript has 12 exons. The record is from RefSeq and is a predicted model, not a curated record. The coding region runs from base 127 to 1794 and encodes 555 amino acids. Lineage: Eukaryota; Viridiplantae; Streptophyta; Magnoliopsida; Poales; Poaceae.
AUUCUCGGUCGUUUUGCUCAAAAUCCAACCCUUCGUCAACGCCGAGGUCUCGAGUCGCUCCGGCAGACCGCCGCCACCCGUCGUCCCGCCGCAACCUCCGGCGGUUUCGAUUUCGAAGUGGACGCCAUGGCCGCGGGCGACCAGCAGCAACGAGGCAGCGUGCAGAUCUCGUCGUCCUCCACUGGCUCCGGAAGGCUCGUCACUCCCUUCUGGAAAGAGAAGUACGAGAGGGACGCCAGGAGGUACUGGGAUAUCUUCUACAAGCGUCACGAGGGCAAGUUCUUCAAGGAUCGACACUACUUGGAUAAAGAAUGGGGGAAAUACUUUGAGGGCCAAGAUGGAGAAAAUAUGGUGGUUCUAGAGGUUGGUUGUGGAGCAGGAAACACAAUUUUUCCGUUGCUCUCUACAUAUCCAAAUAUAUUUGUUCAUGCCUGUGAUUUCUCUCCACGAGCUGUUGACUUGGUCAAGAAACACAAGGACUUCAUACCUGACCAGAUAAAUGCAUUUGUUUGUGAUACUACAUCGGAACAACUAACUGAGAAUAUGGAACCUUCUUCUGCCGACAUUAUAACAAUGAUCUUUAUGCUCUCUGCAGUUGCACCAGAAAAAAUGCCCUUAGUUGUGCAAAAUGUUAGAAAUGUUCUAAAACAUGGUGGCCGUGUUCUCUUUCGGGACUAUGCCUUUGGUGACCUUGCCCAGGAAAGGCUUAUGUCUAAGGGCCAGCAAAUAAGUGAGAACUUCUAUGUCAGAGGUGAUGGCACGCGUGCAUAUUACUUUUCAAAUGAAUAUCUGGUGGAUUUAUUCUCAAAGUGUGGGUUUACUCUUGAGGAAAUAUUUGUGCACAACAAACAAGUUGAGAAUCGUUCACUAGACUUGGUGAUGAACAGGAAUUGGAUCCAAGCUACCUUCACCCUCGACUCAGCCGGUCCUCAAGUUCCAAAUGGUCAACAUGACCUCCAUGCUUGCGAAGGAAAAGAGGAUGAGGUAGCUGCUGACACUUCUAAGAAGGAAAGCAGUAGUGAAGAAAUUGAUCUUUCUGAGAAUUUUUGCAAUAUGUUUGGAAUGUCACACAACCUAGAUGAGGUACAAAUUAUUGGGAUCAAUGCAAAAGGUCACGACUUCAAAAUUAAAAUGCUCACGAAAGAAUAUCAGCACACCUGCAAAUUAACUGGCUUAAUGCUUUGGGAAUCAGCUCAAUUCAUGUGCAGUCUUUUAGCAGAGAAUCCUUCCAUUACUGCAGGCAAAAGGGUCCUGGAGCUGGGCUGUGGCUCGGCUGGCAUCUGCUCAAUGGUUGCCACAAGUUUCGCUAAGUUUGUUGUAGCUACUGAUGGCGAUGCAGAAUCACUGGACCUCCUUAAACAGAAUAUUUCCUCUAAUUUGGAUCCUAAUUUGCUUAACAGAAUUAUGAUUAGGAAGUUAUUUUGGGGCAAUAAAGAUGAUGUGAAGGCUGUCAGAGAGCUUUCUGGCAAUGGCGCAGGUUUUGAUUGCAUAAUAGGCACCGAUGUGACCUACAAUCCUGAUGCUAUACUCCCUCUCUUCAAGACUGCUAGGGAAUUGAUUUCUGACAAAGCUAAUGAGGAUUCAGGGGCAGCUUUUAUUCUGUGCUACAUUCAGCGCCGAGUUGAUGAGGACUCUAUCCUUUCUAAUGCUACGGCCCAGGGUUUGAGGCUUGUGGACAAAUGGAUAAAUGGAGUUCAUGAGAGUAAUGGUAUCAUUAGUUCUUGGUUCUGUGGUAAUGAUGUUUGCAGUGCUUUCAGGAACACAACACUUUCGAUAUUGUAUUUUGAAGUGUGAAAAAUUAAUGUUUAGCUGAAUUUCAUGGUUAUUAUAACCUGAAGAAAUUUUGUACCAACAGUACUAAGAUUUUUUUUUUUUUAAAAAAAUGUGAACUGUCCUAAAGUGACUGA